Molecule: messenger RNA, 2190 nt
Organism: Scheffersomyces coipomensis
Lineage: Eukaryota; Fungi; Ascomycota; Pichiomycetes; Serinales; Debaryomycetaceae
Product: putative serine/threonine protein kinase
Exons: 1
Coding region: 1-2190 (729 amino acids)
Biological process (GO): protein phosphorylation; intracellular signal transduction
Cellular component (GO): cytosol
Molecular function (GO): ATP binding; protein serine/threonine kinase activity
Source: RefSeq, a predicted model, not a curated record
AUGCUGUUUAAGAAACUAUUUUCAAGAUCUUCGUCAUCAUCAUCAGUGACAAGUAAUCAAGAAAAACAUCAUCAUCAUCAUCAACAACAACAUGAAGAUCAUGCCGAUUAUAACAAACCAUCUUCAGAACCUUCUACUCCCGAUGAUUCAUCUCGUGUAAUUGGUACUGAAACCAUUCCUUCAUCAAAUUCUUCAAGUCAUAGAUUAUUCUUAAAGAAACGAUCAUCUCAAGCUUCUGUCAUAUCACCUCAAACUUCUUCAACUUCAAUCCCUUCCUUGAUUAAAAAGCAUUCAAGUUCAACCAAUAUUAAUAAUAAAUCAAUCUCACCGAUUCAACGUCCACAAACUGUAUCACCAGCUCCAUCAGACAAUGGCAAAGCUAUUGCUACAGAUUCAAUUCCAGCCAAUGAUUUAACCUCAAAUGAAAAUCAAUCAAAUCCGAUAUCUCAUCAAGAUUCUAUUCAUUCAAAUGAUAAUCAUCAAGGUAGUCAAACUGUAACUCCAAAAAGAAAUGUAGAACGAAACAUUUCCGAUAAUGCUCAAAGUAGUGCCAAUUCUUAUCAAAGUAAUAAUUCAAAUAAUAGUUCUGGUCAUAAAAUUCAUAAUAAUAGUGGUAACUCUGCCACCAUCACUAAUAAUAAUAAUAAUAAUAAUCAUGGUCAUGGUCAUCAUCAACAUUCAAAUCCGUUGAAACGAUUCUUUAAGAAACUUAAACCAUCUACAUCACCUACUACUUCAACGUCAAACCUAAAAGCAUUGGCUGCAGUUCAACAUAAUCAGCAGCAAUCAACUAAUCCUGUUUCAACUGUUAAUACUGAAUCUACUCUUUAUCAAAAGUAUGGACCAGUUGGGAAAUUAUUAGGAACAGGUGCUAGUGGAUCAGUUAAUUUAGUAACUUUAAAAACAGAUCCAAGUAAAAUAUUUGCUAUAAAAAGAUUUAGAUCAAGAUUACCUACUGAAAAUGAAUUAGAAUAUAAAAUUAAAGUUAAAAAUGAAUUUAAAAUUGGGGAAUAUUUAAAUCAUGAAAAUUUAAUUCAUACCAUUGAAUUAAUUAAAGAAUAUCCUAAUAUAAGUCCAAAUUCUUCUUCAUCAAUUUUAAAGAAAAAAGUGGUAUCAAAAGUUAGUGAACCUGAUUAUUAUAUUGUUAUGGAAUAUUGUGAAUAUGAUUUUUUUAAUUUAGUAAUGAGUGGAUUAAUGGAAAUGAAUGAAGUUUUCUGUUAUUUUAAACAAAUUAUUAAUGGAGUUAAUUUCUUACAUGAAAAUGGUUUAUCUCAUCGUGAUUUAAAAUUAGAUAAUUGUGUGGUUAAUAAACAAGGGAUUUUAAAAUUAAUUGAUUUUGGUUCAGCAGUUCAAUUUAGAAAAGAAAUUUCUGAUAAUGAAAUUCAGAGAUUAGAACCUUUUGAAGAAGUUUUUACUAUCAAAGAUAUUAAUUAUAGAUUAAUUAAAGCAAGAGGAGUAGUAGGUUCUGAUCCAUAUUUAUCACCAGAAGUAUUUGAACCUACCAAUUUUGGUUAUGAUCCAAGAUUAGCUGAUGUUUGGUCAAUUGCUAUAAUAUUUUGUUGUAUGAUAUUACAUAGAUUCCCUUGGAAAAUUCCAAAAUUAAGUGAUGCAUCUUAUAGAUCAUUCUUAGCAUUAGGUUCAAAAGAAUCAGUUGAUUUACAUCAUAGUAUCAGUGAAUUAAGUGUUAGUAGUAAAAAUUCAAACACUAGUAGUAAUCUCACUCCUGGGAGUAAUGGUCCCGAAAGAUUAUUGAAAUUAUUACCAGUUCAAUCAAGAGAUUUAAUUAGAAAUAUGUUAAUCAUUGAUACAAAGAAAAGAUAUUUCAUGAAUGAUGUUGUUAAUGAUGAAUUCUAUAAAUCAAUUGAUCAUUGUCAUAAUGUCAAACCUAAGAAGCUAGAAAAAGUAGUGUUAAAUCAUGAACAAGAUCGUCAAUCAGUUGAUACUGCUGAUGAAGUCUUUGAAGAAGCAAGAGAAAAUCAGCAUGAUCAUGAAGAUGAAGAUGAAACAGAAGUUGAAACAGCAGUUGAAGUUGAAGAAAAGAAUGUCGUCAUCUCCAAGUAUGAUUUUGCUAAUGUUGAAAUCUAUAAUGCUACCAAUCACACCCAUCAUUUAAUUACUGAAGAAGAAUUGAAUAAAUUAAAUUUAGAAAAGGAAAGGUUAAAAAAAUUAAAGGAAGCAGGAAUUGCUUAG